Molecule: messenger RNA, 1020 nt
Organism: Suillus fuscotomentosus
Lineage: Eukaryota; Fungi; Basidiomycota; Agaricomycetes; Boletales; Suillaceae
Exons: 12
Coding region: 1-1020 (339 amino acids)
Cellular component (GO): membrane
Molecular function (GO): transmembrane transporter activity
Source: RefSeq, a predicted model, not a curated record
AUGUGUGCCCUUCGAAGUCCUUUUGAUGUAGAACUUCCUUUUACAAUAUUUGGAAAACUAAGUCUGGCACUUGAAAAGACCCCGAGAAGUCCACCGGACAGGAGUCAUUCGGUGGCAGUGAUCUACUCGCUAGAAUAUCAAGAUCUAGGAUGGCAAGACGGGAUCGAUGAUGGCACGCAUUUCUCGCUCGUCCAACCGCACGUCGCCGACCACGACGAGCUCGUGCUAUCUGAGGUCAGCGCAAAGACUACGUACCCCGAAGCUUUAAAAAUAAACCGUAAGCUCCCAGGUCGACUUAGCGUCAAGAGCGAUUUACCAGCGACUCCGGGAGCGCAUAGCCGCGUACUCGUCGCUGGUUCAAUCUCCACUCUUGGUCCCGACGAGGCUUUGAGAAUAAGGCGCGUUGCUAAGACUGAGGAAGAUCGAUGGACAUAUCAUGCCUUUGAUGUGUGUUCUCUACUGCGCCCACUCGUGUGCAGGGUCCAAUUCAUGGACAAGACAACCUCGGGUUCUGCGGCCAUCCUUGAGGCUUGGAAUUCAGUACAAUUGGUGAGAAGAUAUACACCACUCAAUCUUCCAUGGGCCUCAUAUACCUUCCAGGCUUGGCACAGCACAUUGUUCUAUCUCAAUUAUCUUGUCUUCGAGUAUCUCCAGAACCCUGCCCUUCAAAGAUUCCCCGUCGGGAAAUGGAUGAGUCUCAAUAUCUUCGUCUGGGCAGUUGCACUUGCAUGUCAUGCAGCAUGCAAAAAAUUUGCUGGGCUUCUUGUUGUGCGCCUGUUGCUAGGCGUUUGUGAGGGGUCGAUCACUGCCGGAUUCUUGAUUGUACUACACUCGGACGGAACAGAUCCUACGUUAUUGGUCUGGCCCCUUCACGUGGAAGCUGCGGUAGGUUAUUCUUCGAGUGACUCUAGGAAGAUUGGCGCAUGUCACACCGUCUAUCCGGUACUUCUUCUUAUCAUCCGUGCCGUUCUCGUCCGAGAGAACCAGAUCCGUGAUGCUGAGCCUGUUGGCGAUGGAUGA